GCAUUAGCAACUUGAGCUAAAUAAUUCUUACAACCAUCAACAUGCUUGCAAAGGUUUUUGUCUUACUCGUCGUUUUGGUGGCUGUUCAUGGCCAAAGAUUGGGAUCACACUUAGCUGCAGGUGGAUAUGCUGGAAAUGGAGCUCAUGGUGGUAGAGGAAUCGGCGGACAUGGAAGUGGCGCCUCAGUUGCUUCAGGUCCCGUUGGACAUGCUGGACGCGGUGCCAUCAACAGUAGAGGAAGCGCUGGCUAUGGAAGUGGCACCCAUGUGGUAGCAGCCCCUGUCGGCCAUUCUGGACAAGGAGUUGUCGGGGGUAGAGGAGUUGGUGGAUCUGGAACUGGUGCUUCAAGGAACAUUGGUGCUCCAGUUAGUUCCGUUAGAGGACAUGCUGCUCACGGAAGAAGUCAUUAAUCUUUCGUCACUGUACUGCUCAUAGUCAGAAAAUAAAUGCAUUGUUUCAGAAA
Molecule: messenger RNA, 463 nt
Organism: Argiope bruennichi
Lineage: Eukaryota; Metazoa; Arthropoda; Arachnida; Araneae; Araneidae
Exons: 2
Coding region: 42-410 (122 amino acids)
Source: RefSeq, a predicted model, not a curated record